CACAGAGAGACUCAUCAUCGUAUUUGUGGUUUCCUGUGGAGGAGACGACACGAGAGAGAGAGAGAGAGAGAGCACUACACACUCAACACCUCGCAGUCAUCAACAUCAUCAGAGUGCUUGAGGAAUGCUGGAUUGACUUAACUAAAAUACAAGGAAGAUGAGCAAGAAGAACCCACUUGUAUACUUGGACGUGUCUAUAGAUGGAGAUCCUAUUGAAAGAAUGGUUUUUGAGCUCUUCUCAGAUACUGUUCCUAAAACCGCUGAGAAUUUCCGGGCACUUUGUACUGGAGAAAAGGGGAAUAGUCAGAAAACUGGAAGACCCCUGCACUACAAGGGAUCCUUUUUCCAUCGCAUAAUUAAAGGAUCUUUGGCUCAGGGUGGUGAUUUUUUUAAACGUGACGGAAGUUAUGGAGAGAGCAUAUAUGGUGGAAAAUUUCCAGGUGGGGGCUGACAUUGGUCUCAUUCUCGCUGCAUGGGAGCUCGACCCACACUGAAUUGUAAUUGUCUUGAAAUGAUGAAUCCUCCAAGCUGAAACAUGAUGCCCCCGGUCUGUUAACAAUGGCAAUUUCUGAUCGUGAUUCACGUGGUUCUUUAUUCAACAUCACCUUUGCUGCUAACCGUCAUCUUGAUAGGAAGUAUGUUAUCUUUGGUAAGCUUGUGCAAGGAGUUGAUGUAUUGAAGAAAAUUGAAAAUGUGGGUGAUGAAGAUGGAAGACCAACCGUGACAGUGAAGAUCAUCUACUGUGGUGAAAUAAGCGAGAGUGAGAAUCAAAGUUCUGAUAAAAAAACAGCAAGCAAAAAAGCAGGCAAAGAUGUAUCAUCAGAGGUUCACAGUCAUGAAGUAAAGCGGAAGGGAAAGCACAAGAAGUCUUCGAAAGACCGAAGAAAGAAAAGAAAAAGAUAUUCUUCAAGUGAAUCAGACAGUUCUACAGACGUUGAUUCAGAGUCAUCUGAUUCUGACAGCGAGUCUGACUCUGAUACAUCAUCGUCGUCAUCAUCAGAUAUUAGUUCUUCUGGUGAUGAUAGACGUAAGAAAAAGAAGAGAUCCUCUAGAAGGGACCGACACAAACGUGGUAAAAGGAGGGACAAGAGACGUGACAAGAAACGCAGGAAGCGUGAUAAGAAGUCCAAACGCAAAUCAAAAAGGGCUUCUGAUAGCGUAAGUGAGAGUGAGAGUGAACAUGGCUCUGAAGAUAACGGUGAUGUUAGAAAGCCACAUCAGAAGCAUAAUAACUUGGCUAAAAUCACUGAUGUGAAUCAAUCUCCAUCAGCUGAAGUUGAAGACGGUUCUGUUCGUCAUAAAACCGAAGAUGCAUUUGAAAAGGAGGAAGGUGAAUAUCCUAAAGAAAAUGGUGAUCGACCAAGCAAUGGAGUUGAUGUGAAGGUUGCUGAGAGACCAAAUGUUGCAAACGACGGAAGUAGAAGCAGGAGUCCUCAAAGGGCCUUGAGCAAGAGCAUGAGUAUCAGCCCUAAGAGGAGCCCAAGUGUGAGCCCAAGACGCAAUAUGAGCAGGAGUCCAAGUGUCAGUGGGUCCCCUAGACGUGAAAGCAGCAAGAGUCCAGUUAGAAGCAUCAGCAGAAGUCCAGUGAGGGCCAAAAACAUCAGAAGCUUAAGCCCAAGCCCGGUAAGACCCCGAAUCCGAAAUAGUGUGAGCAGGAGUCCUACACCGUCACCAUCGCCGCCUCGAAAUAGAAAGCCUUUACGGAAGUCUCUGAGCAGAAGUCCUGUUAGAUCAUCUAGAAGAAGUUAUAGCCGAAGCCCGGUAAGAUCCUCUAAACGAAGCUUAAGCAGAAGCCCGGUGAGAUCCUCUAAACGAAGCUUAAGCAGAAGCCCGGUGAGAUCCUCUAAACGAAGCUUAAGCCGAAGCCCGGUGAGAUCCUCUAAGCGAAGCUUAAGCAGAAGCUCAGGUCGAGCUCCGUUAAGGAGGAGCCCGAGUCGUAGCCCUAUGAGGCCACCUGUUAGGGGCGGCCGGCGUAGUUAUUCGAGAAGCCCUGUUGGGGGGCGCAGGGGUAGGUCACCUUCUAGAAGUGUUUCUCCUGAUGGGUCUCCUAAACGUAUCCGAAGAGGAAGGGGUUUCAGUAAUCGAUAUUCUUAUGCACGUAGAUACCAUUCUCCAGAUCGUUCACCAGUCAGAUCUUAUCGCUAUGGCAGAAGCGACCGUGACAGGUACUCAAGCUAUAGGCGCCGCAGCCCCUUGAGAGACAGAAGUCCACCAAGGUACAGAGGUAGAAGAAGCAGGACCCGAAGCCCAAGUGUAUCACGAAGCCCUGUUCGCUACCGCCGCCGUUUCAGCCGCAGCCGCUCACCCGUUGAGACAUCUCGAUACAGGCCUUCGCCACCGGUCGAAAGGAGAAGGGCGCCACGUAGCAUAACCCCACCUUCUAGAAGCAGGAGCCCUUAUGAACCAAAGUCUUCACGUUCACCAUCUCCAAGAAGGACCAGUAGGUCAAGAUCAAAGUCAAAGUCAAAAUCGAUAUCAAAGUCAAGGUCUAGGUCUAGGUCAUCUUCUGGAAGCCCGCCUGCUAAGGGAGGACUAGUAUCCUAUGGAGACGGUUCUCCAGACUCUGGUCAGAAGUGAUAGGCAUGGGUUUUGGUAUGCAUGAGUUAUCUUUAAGUAUUGAUGAUUUUAUAGACUUGAGCUGUAGGGUGUGUUUUGAAUAACAGACUGUUUUCUGCACUUGUUUUCUUGCUGCUAGACCGAGGUAAGGACGAUUGAAUGUCUAUUCAGAGGUUUGGAUCUUUGUUUUUAAGCUUUUCAUGGUAUCUUUAUGGUCACUUUUUGGUGGUUUA
Helianthus annuus (common sunflower) is the source of this 2789-nucleotide messenger RNA. Its product is annotated as peptidyl-prolyl cis-trans isomerase CYP95. The record is from RefSeq and is a predicted model, not a curated record. The transcript has 14 exons. Gene Ontology annotation, biological process: protein peptidyl-prolyl isomerization. Gene Ontology annotation, molecular function: peptidyl-prolyl cis-trans isomerase activity. The coding region runs from base 559 to 2577 and encodes 672 amino acids. Lineage: Eukaryota; Viridiplantae; Streptophyta; Magnoliopsida; Asterales; Asteraceae.